Fonsecaea pedrosoi CBS 271.37 is the source of this 999-nucleotide messenger RNA. RefSeq names its product calcium/proton exchanger. The transcript has 2 exons. The record is from RefSeq and is a predicted model, not a curated record. Bases 1 to 999 code for a protein of 332 amino acids. NCBI's taxonomy places the organism in Eukaryota, Fungi, Ascomycota, Eurotiomycetes, Chaetothyriales, Herpotrichiellaceae. Gene Ontology annotation, biological process: calcium ion transmembrane transport; intracellular calcium ion homeostasis. Gene Ontology annotation, cellular component: fungal-type vacuole membrane. Gene Ontology annotation, molecular function: calcium:proton antiporter activity.
AUGAUCCCGCUGCCAUCCAUCGUGGAGACUUGCACUCUUGAAUUAAGUGCAACUCUGAACCCUGUCCUGGGUGGCAUUCUCCAUGCGACUUUUGCUAAUACGACAGAGCUGGUACUAGGUCUUGUGGCGCUCAGAUACCACGAACUGCAAAUCGUACAAGCCACUAUCCUUGGAAAUAUCCUGCUGAACCUUGUAUUCUUUACUGGCUGUUGUUGCUUAGCUGGCGGCCUCAAAUUUCGACAUCAAGACUACAACUCCUUCAUCGUCUCCCACUUGUCCAUUUUUGCCGUCAUCCUAAUUGGCAUUCUGAUAAUGCCAACCGCGCUGGCCUCGACGACAAGUUCCCCCCCUGCCAACGGGAAGCUACAUGGACACGAUGGAAGUCUGACCCUGGGAUUAGCGAUCGUUUUGCUGUUAGUCUAUUGCGCAUAUCUUUACUUCCAGGUCUCGUCUCAUGCCGACCUGUUCGAUGACGACGAAUUUUCUACGGAAGUGGAAGAAAGCGACGACAUUUUGCACCCGCUGCCAACGGGCAUUUUGCUGUCUUGCUCAACUUGCUUAAUUGUACUCUAUACACACAACAUCCUGAACAGCAUUCCGGGGAUGGUAAGCGAUUUUGGGGUAAGCAAAAACUUCAUCGGCUUCAUCAUCUUUCCAAUUAUUGCGAACGCGUCCGGUCUUGGACCACACAUACUCGUGGCUCGGAAGAAUCGUCUGCCGCUUGCCUUUGGCUGCAUAUUAGCGACGGUCAUACAGAUCAUCCUAUUUGUGGUACCGGUCUUGAUCAUUGCUGGACAGAUCGCUGGUAUGGAUGAACUGAAUAUGGCUUUCGACCCCGUUGCAGCGAUAGCAGUGUUCAUCGCGUCUCUGAUUGCGGUCCUACUCCUUCAGAGUGGCUUGUCAACAUAUUUCGACGGCAUACUUCUUCUGGCGUUGUAUUCCGUCAUUGUAAUGACUCUUUAUGACGUUACGGAGCCUGAGGGGCUAGGACCGCCAUAG